GGGCGGUCGCUGCCGCCCUUGGGAGGUGAGCGGACAUGAGCGGGAAUGGCCGGAGCAAGGCUCUGGAGCUGCUGCGGUCGCUGCCCAGGGUCAGUCUGGCCAACCUAAGGCCCAGCCCAGGCUCCAAAAAGCCGGAGAGAAGACGUGGCCGUGGAAGAUAUGGAGGUAGGAAGUGUGGUCGAGGUCACAAAGGAGAAAGACAAAGAGGAAAUCGCCCCCGAUUAGGCUUUGAGGGUGGUCAAACUCCAUUUUACUUGGCCAUACCAAAAUAUGGGUUUAAUGAGGGACAUAGCCGCAGGCGUCAGUAUCAACCCCUCAGUCUUCAGAGGCUCCAGUACCUGAUUGAUUUGGGCAGAGUUGAUCCCAUGCAACCAAUUGACUUAACACAGCUCACUAAUGCCAGAGGUGUAACAGUGCAACCUCUCAAAAGGGAUUAUGGUGUCCAGCUGGUGGAGGAGGGUGCUGAUAUUUUUUCAGCAAAAGUAAAUAUUGAAGUGCAGUGGGCAUCUGAAUUAGCAAUUGCAGCCGUAGAAAAAAAUGGAGGUGUUGUAACAACAUCGUUCUACGAUCCAAGGAGUUUGGAAAUUUUAUGUAAGCCAGUAGUAUUUUUUCUGCGUGGCCAGCCUAUUCCAAAGCGAAUGCUUCCACCAGAAGAUCUAGUCCGUUACUACACAGAUGCCAGGAAUCGUGGUUACCUGGCAGAUCCAUCUAAGGUUGCGGAAGCCAGACUUGAACUUGCCAAGAAAUACGGCUAUGUCUUACCAGACAUAACGAAGGAUGAGCUCUUCAAAAUGUUAAGUGCACGCAAGGAUCCUCGACAGAUAUUUUUUGGUCUUGCUCCAGGAUGGAUCGUAAACAUGGCAGACAAGAAAAUUCUAAAACCAACUGAUGAGAGGCUGUUAAAAUACUAUAGCUCAUGAAUUCAGGACUGGAGACAACUGCAGGUGUACAGGAAACAUCUGGGUAUGAAAUAAUGGAUACGAAGUGGUGUUUGUUUUUUUUAAGACUCCUGUUACACUAGACAAAACAUAAAUUUUUGUUUAUGUAAUCUUCUGGUGUAGCUCUCAACUUCUUUAUUGUCAUAAUACAGUGUAUGAAAAAUCUUAAUAUUUGGAAACAGUGUAGAGUCUGACAUAAAGAGUGUGUUUGGGCACUUUCUCUUGCAAUGAUUUGCCAGUUAUUUUUUCAGACAAAAUGUUUCAGUGUUGCAUUUAUUUCAGAGGAUGAUUCCAAAGAAUAACUUGACCAAAUAAGUAGUUUAUAUUACCCUCUCUCCCCAAAUUUAAAAUCAGAAAUGUGGCAGUACAAAACUAGUAUUAGUUUUACAAUCAUAUUACAUAACAUUAUGUUUUAGAAAAUGGUAUCUUGAAUACCUCUAAGAGAUAGACCAUCUAUUUUUAGAUGGGGAAAAUUAAGAAUGACCAGAAACAACAAAGUACAGAGGAAUUUAUUAACCUUUUCAAUUCCAUAGCAAUAUUUUGGAUUUUGCCAUUGCCAUCAAUAGCGCUAGAGCUUGAGAGGUCUUGAUUUUUGACUUAUUCCUUCAGAUGGAUUUGAGAAAGACAGGGUGUGCAGUUUAAAAGAACUUUCUAAAUUUAGGAG
Messenger RNA from Haliaeetus leucocephalus (bald eagle), 1602 nucleotides. RefSeq names its product mitochondrial ribosomal protein L15 (gene MRPL15). Gene Ontology annotation, biological process: translation. Gene Ontology annotation, cellular component: mitochondrial large ribosomal subunit. Bases 36 to 920 code for a protein of 294 amino acids. The record is from RefSeq and is a predicted model, not a curated record. The transcript is spliced from 5 exons. Gene Ontology annotation, molecular function: structural constituent of ribosome. NCBI's taxonomy places the organism in Eukaryota, Metazoa, Chordata, Aves, Accipitriformes, Accipitridae.